Adineta steineri is the source of this 912-nucleotide messenger RNA. NCBI's taxonomy places the organism in Eukaryota, Metazoa, Rotifera, Eurotatoria, Adinetida, Adinetidae. The record is from the annotation of a GenBank genome assembly.
AUGAAUUUUCAACCAAAUGAACAACCAACAUUUGUCAAUAAUGAUACUUCAAUCUGUUUUAAUGAUGAACAACCAAACAAUCCAUUAUUGCCAAAUAUUGAAUCAAGAUUUAGUCCAACAGCGAAUCUUGCUUUAGAUUCUCAUUUAAUAAAUGAAUUAAUCGAUUUCCAUCAGAAAAGUACACGCAAAGGAAUGAUAUAUUGCUGUAACUUAUUUGGAAUAUUGUUCUUAAUUGGUUUGGUAUUAUUAAUCAUAGGAUUUGUCCAUCCAACAUGUAGUAUUGAUUCUGGUGACUGUUCAUCAACAUCUGAACUAUAUCUCAUUUUUGGUGGAAUUCUAAUGGGCUUUGGCAUUGUGUGUGCGUUGAUCGGUCUCUGUAUGAAUUGUUGUUGCAUAAAACAACAAUUUGAGGAUGUAAAUUUUAGUGUUAAUGGACAGCAGCCAGUUGUAUGGCGACUGGAUGGUGAACAAUGGGUACGAUAUUUGAAUUAUAUGCAUGGUCCAAAUCGAAUAUGGAUGGGAAUGGGUCCAUUAUCAUGUUUCUGUUGUCGACGUUCAACUUAUGAACGAUUGAUGAAUCGUCAACAUGGUCAUAUUAUUUUACAUGAAAAAGGUUUAAUAAUCGAUGAAUUAUAUUUUGUUUCAUUUCGAGCAUAUAAAUUACAAGGUGUAGAAAUACUUUAUAUCGAGCAAUAUCCACAAAUAAUAGGUUUAAGAAUACAUACUUAUGUUCAAACAAAAGGAAAUAACAUCUAUUACGAUUUUGAUUUAUUUGCACCACCGUCAGUUUCAGUGGAACAAAUACGAGCACUCGCUCGAGCAUACAUUAUUAAAAUACCUAGUGUUAGUGCACUCGAUUUACCAUUGGAAGUAAUUCAUAUUCCUGAAUCAAUAUUGUUUGCAUCCAGCUAA